Messenger RNA from Rhizoctonia solani, 1617 nucleotides. RefSeq lists its product as uncharacterized. The transcript has 14 exons. The coding region runs from base 1 to 1617 and encodes 538 amino acids. Gene Ontology annotation, molecular function: hydrolase activity, hydrolyzing O-glycosyl compounds. Lineage: Eukaryota; Fungi; Basidiomycota; Agaricomycetes; Cantharellales; Ceratobasidiaceae. The record is from RefSeq and is a predicted model, not a curated record. Gene Ontology annotation, biological process: carbohydrate metabolic process.
AUGUACCACCUAAAGUUUCUCCCUUUGCUUCUCGCGGCUACGGGGGCUCUUGCUUUAGACAAUGGACUCUCACGCACACCCGCACUGGGAUUCAAUGGAUACAAUGCCUUUGGUUGCUCGGGGUCAGAGACCAACUACAAGACUACAGCAGACCAAUUGGUCAGCUUAGGACUCAAGGAUGUUGGCUAUCAAUACCUCAAUAUUGAUUGCGGUUGGCAGGGAACGGCCCGUAACUCAUCGGGAGCCUUCACCUGGAACACGGCCUUAUUCCCUUCCGGUAUACCAUCGCUGGUCAACUAUGUUCAUCAGAAGGGGUUGAAAUUUGGCCUAUAUGGUGACGCAGGAUACUACUCUUGUGACUCGUCCGGUGGAAAUUCCAAAUGGCUGGGAUCACGAGGAUACGAAAAACAGGAUGCGAUUCUAUACGCAUCCUGGAACAUUGAUUAUCUGAAGUAUGAUAAUUGUUAUAUUACCUCUCCAAACGAGUUCCUCAACUACAACCCCUCGAUACCGUUGCAACCAUUUUACACGCUCAUGCGUGAUUCCCUUAAUGCUACGGGCAAGUCUAUCGUCUACUCAGUUUGCAACUGGGGAAUUCAAGACCCCGCGCGCUGGGAGCCUACGGGGAACUCAUGGAGGAUGUCUAACGAUAUUGCCGAUGGCUGGGAUCACGUCGUACGAAUAAUCAACGAAGUAUUCCCAAUAACUGGGUUCGCUAGGCCUGGUGCCUGGAAUGACCUCGACAUGCUCGAAGUGGGUAACAAAGGCAUGACUAUUGAGGAGCAAAAAACACAUUUUGCAUUCUGGGCAGCUGCAAAGUCCCCAUUGCUGAUUGGAACUAAUCUUGCCACUAUAUCUUCCGAUGCGCUAGCAAUCCUAAAGAAUCCUCGUCUGCUGGCCGUGAAUCAAGACUCUCUGGGGAAGUCUAUUGGGCUUCAGCGACGCUAUGCUGGGGACAAAGAUGUUUGGUCUGGGCCACUUGCUGAUGGCUCCACUGUCGUGAUCGUUAUUAACUGGCAGAAUUCUGCCAGAAGCCUGAGUUUCAAUCUUGCAGACAUCGGAGCCAGCUCAGCCAAUGUUAUAGACCUUUGGACAGGAUCCAACCUGGGCAAAUUAACCGGCUCAUAUACGGCCAACAUUGCUGCACAUGGAUCUUUCGCCUUGAAAUUGAGCUCCAUUCAGGUCGUAAUUCCCCCAACUUUCACCUAUUAUGCUGCUGCUUCUCCGUCCAACACACUCUCCGGAGGCGCAAACACUCGGGUUGUCAAUUCUACAAUCACUAUGGUCGGUUAUGUUGGGAAUGGAGCCGGAACACUUAAGUUCAACAAUAUCGAUGGAGGUGCCGGAGGAACGAAGCUUGUGGCCUUUGACUACAUCCAUGCUGACUGGACCAUGAGCAACACUGCCUGUUCCAACUGCCGGAAUGCGUAUGUGAGCGUGAACGGAGGAACCGCCGUACAGGUGCAAUUCCCUAUUUCGGGCAUGACUUGGGAUAUCCUAUACUCUGGCUUCAAAGUUUCACUUUCAGGAUUCCAAUCUGGGAAGAACAACAUCAUUACUAUCACGAAUCCCUCGGCCUAUGCUCCAGACUUUUAUCGUAUCGGAAUUGCCAAUUAA